AUGAGUACAAGUCCAUCAUCUCGUAAUCAUACUAAAAAGAUGCAUAAAAAUACAAAUAUGAAUGCACCUACGAAACAUCAACAACAACAGCAACAAUCAUCAUCAUCAUCAUCAUCUUCAACAUCAUCAGCUUUUCCACGUUAUUUACCUCAUGCUCUUUUAUUACGUGCUACUGAACGUUAUCAACGUACACCAAAAUGUGCACGAUGUAGAAAUCAUGGUGUUGUAUCAGCAUUAAAAGGUCAUAAACGUUAUUGUAAUUGGAAAGAUUGUACUUGUGCUAAAUGUACACUUAUUGCUGAACGACAGCGUGUUAUGGCAGCACAAGUUGCUUUACGACGACAACAAGCCCAAGAAGAAAAUGAUGCUCGUGAAUUAAGUGCUAUUUAUGGAACACCACCAGAAGCUAUUUUAGCAUUACGACGAUCACUUAAUGCAACUGCUGAAGGUUUAGCAACAACAUCAACUGUAUUAGAUGAUGAAGAAGGUGAUACAAGUAAUGAUGAAGAUAAUUCAAAUGAUGUUGUUACUGUUGAAAAAAAUUCAACAUAUAACGGAAUGAAUGGUAAAAAUGGUGGUGGUGGUGGUGGUGGCCGUGAUGAUGAUGAUGAUGAUACAAAUAGCAAAAGUCCUCAUCCAUCAUCACCAUUAGAUAAUCAUUCAACAAAAUUGGCAUCAGCUUCACCACUUGCUGUUCGAUCAACUGAUGACUUAGGUUCUGGUCGUCAUUCAUCACCUAUUUCACCUUCAUCAUCACCAAUAACAAAAGAAACAAUGACAAAUCAACAAGCACAACAAUUUUUUCCUCUUCCAUCAAAUGAACAUGAAAUGUCUGAAGCUGUUAAACGUGUUAUUGCAAGUGUUUAUUCAGAAGCAACUAAAUCAGCUUUUAGUCCAAUAAUGGCAUCAUCUUAUUUAAAUCAUCAUCAUCAUCAUCAAAAUCGUCUUUAUGCUGCACCUUAUCCUCCACCUCAUCCACUUUAUUUUCAUCAUGCACCUCCACCACCAAUCCCAUCAUCAGCAUCUAUGAGUAUUCUAUCACGUACAACAUCAUUAGCAGCUGUACCAAGACAUCAAUCUCAUCAUCGAUGUAUAUUACCAUUUUGUACAUGCAAACUUGUUGCACCACCACCAUCAUCAUCAUCAACAACUAAUUGA
Adineta steineri is the source of this 1158-nucleotide messenger RNA. NCBI's taxonomy places the organism in Eukaryota, Metazoa, Rotifera, Eurotatoria, Adinetida, Adinetidae. The record is from the annotation of a GenBank genome assembly.